AUGGACGCCGUGCCCAUUUCCGGCCUGCCAGAGCUCCAGGCGCACUUGCACGCGCUCGUCGGCGACGCUGCGCUCCCCAUCCAAGCCCAGCUCCUCGACCAAGUCGAGCUCCAGCUCACAGAGACCAACAUCCCCCCGCUGCUCACAACCCUGCUGCCGCCCCUCACCCAGAUCCUCAAGGCCACGUCCCAGGACCCCACGCCCCUGCUGUCCCUCACCGUCAAGCUGCUCACGCCGCUCUCCUUUGCGCAGACGCUGGCCAUCGCCGAUGCGCCCUCUUUGCUGACGGCUCUGCGCUCGCCCCUGCCCGGCGCCAACCUGCUUGCCUUGGCCGUCGUCCACAAGGCCGCCGCCGCCCCGGCCGACGCUGCCAUCCUGAGUACCUUGCCCGAGGUUGUCGAGGAGCUGGUCCGGCGCUGGCUUGAGAGCCCCGACGUCGGCGUGGGCGAGCGUGCCGCAAAGGUGCUGGGCGAUGUGCUGGAGACGGACUGCGACGUGGUCGGCAGCAAUGGCGUGAGCAGCGUUGCCGGCAACGAGCUGGUCAAGCGCAGCGUACCCGGCCACGCUCGCCUCUGGCGUCUUAUUCUCCAAACCAGGCCCCAUCUCUCCCUCAUCCAGAGCUCCUGCACUCCCAAUCACCACCCAUCUCGAUCGACGCACGCCGUCACCAUCUCUCAAGGCCGCGUCCUGCGCUUGCUCCCCCGUCUCGCCGCGCUCAACAUCCGUGUCCUGAGCCAGUCGGCCUUCCCAGAUCUGUUCCCGCUCCCCGACGCCACGGCCCAGCGUGUCGGCCGAGGCCUUCUCCAAUGGGCUGCCCUUGGAAUGGUGACCAAGUCGGACGUGCUCAUGCACUUGAGCCUCAUCGACUUCUUCGAGGCCUUUGUCAGCGUCAUGCGCGUGGCCGACCACUCGACAGAGAGACACGACCUGGUCAAGAGCCUUGUCAGGACGGCGGUCCGUGAUGACCCGGACCUGCACACCGCUCUGAGGUCGUUGCCGGAUCGGACGGUGGAAGAGGAGGCUGAAGCGUUGAGGAGAUAUGUCGCCGACGUCUUGGGCUAG
Molecule: messenger RNA, 1062 nt
Organism: Hirsutella rhossiliensis
Lineage: Eukaryota; Fungi; Ascomycota; Sordariomycetes; Hypocreales; Ophiocordycipitaceae
Exons: 2
Coding region: 1-1062 (353 amino acids)
Source: RefSeq, a predicted model, not a curated record